Molecule: messenger RNA, 1443 nt
Organism: Dracunculus medinensis (Guinea worm)
Lineage: Eukaryota; Metazoa; Nematoda; Chromadorea; Rhabditida; Dracunculidae
Source: the annotation of a GenBank genome assembly
AUGGUUUAUCUUCAUUACUUUUGGACAAGUGAUCUAGUGAAGCGAAAAAAAAAAGAAAUUUCAAGGGAACUCUGUAAAAAGGCUGGAAUACUGGAUCGUCGAAGUAUUUCGCGAUCUUCACAAACGGUAGCUACCACAACCGAUUCGAUUUCAGUCGUUAAAUCGAGAUGUUUCGAAAAAGGUAAAUCUGGACAAACAAGUUUAUCAACAUCGAAGUCUUUUUAUGAUCGACGAGCUUUUUUCUCCAAACGUGAUCAUAAAGCAUUAUCAAAUGCCUCAAAUCAUCAAUUCGGAAACAAUGAAAGUAGCGUCAUAUCAGUGGCUGGAAAAUCUUUUCUAAGGCAUAUUAUUUGCGGUGAAGUGGAAUCAGAUGACGUUGAAAAAGAUUUUCAGAAAAAGACCAACGAUAGAUCUUGUCGUAUUGAUACGCUUGCCCAGUGUGAUGUCUUCAGACCUUUGGAACAUCGAAGGAUAACUAGUAGUCAGUCUGCUUUUACGAUCUCAAAGAGCUUCGAAAACCAGUCGAAAAAUUCGAUCUAUUUCGAUCGCUCGGACGGAUUAUCUUCAUCGAAAUUCAAGGAAUCUCAUUCGGCUCCUUUUCUAAGAACAUUCAAACCACUGAAAUCGACUAUCGCUGAAAGCAUACAACAAAAUGUUUCCAAGUUGAAUGGGCUCAGUUUGAAUCUUAAUGCUGGAUUGACUAAACCGGCGUUGAAACCAAAACCAUUAGCUUUACGGCGUGAACGAAGUGAUCUUACCGCUGGUUGCGUUCGCCGAAUCGCAAAUAAUUCUGAUCAAAACGGUGGUACUUUAAUGCGUAAAGCUUUAAUACCGCCGCAAGUGUGUUUGGAUGAAAAAGCUUUAAAAAAUUGUCUCGAAGAACUAAAACGAAAGAGAUUUCCUUUUAGUACAAAACAGCAGAUUGAUUUUAAAUUAUCAAAUAAGUGUUGUGAGCAACAAUCACCAUCAAAAGCCACAGCAGUUCCCAAUGAAAAAGGCAAAAAUUUUUCGCCCGUAUUCCGGCCUAACAAUCCAAGUUUUACUAGAAGUGAUCAACAUCGAUUGUCCGUACCAAAUCUCGCAGAUUUAACUCACAAUCUUAAUGGAAAUACCGCUAAUAGUGGUAUAGCGAUGACUGCGAAAGCACUUACAUCAAAACUUGGUCGAAACCCUGGUACAGGAGAAUUACAGACAAUAAAUGAAGGGUUAAUUACUCCGGUCGUUCGUCGCAAACAAUAUUUAAACGAUAUCACAACAGCAACAGCAAUAAUAAAUGCACCUGCAAACGAAAUAUAUAAUAUGAAGCCAUCGCCACCCUAUAGAAAAUCCAAUAAAGAAUCAGCAAUGAAUUUUAAUAUCAACGUUGAUUCGAAGAACGAUACUGCAGCUGUUGUCGAACACGAAUUCACCAAGAAGUAUGUUUUUUUAAAAUUAGUUGUCUGA